UUGGACAUCAAACCAAUACGGCUUCGACACCCUUGGCUGCAAUGUGUUUUCUAUGUAUUUUGAAUGUCAAGAUCAAACAACUUCCUCUGGCCGCACACUGUUGCGCACGCUCGAUUGCUGUCUCUGUUUAUCUAGUUCCACCUUCCAUCGCAUCGUCCAGCCGUCCGUAAAUAGAAGCUGAUGUUCUGAUUCCUGUUGCUCGCCAAGCCCGGUACGGAUUGGCAACGGUUAUGAAACAGCAACACAUAAGCGUGGAAGCAUAAGCAGCGUGCAGUAUAACAACAAUCAUAGUUCGUCGACGAUUGAGAGCUUUUGCUCAAAGGCUCUCAUUCUCUGCAUCUCCGGGUAAAAAAGAAGCCCACUAGCAUCCAUCGACACCUGCGAGUGUGUGAAUCCUGUAGCGUAGGAUGAGCGUACCAGCGCGGAUGACGCGCUCGUCGCCAUGGUAGAACGCUAGUCUCACGGUACUUGGUCGUACAGAUACCGACAGAUAGACUACAGUGAAGCCUCGUCGCGUGCGGACGUGUGCUCUCGGGAACGUUCGCUUCGUCCUGCACGUAUACGCCGUUCGACAUCAACCUACGUCGUGUCCUGACCUAUCCAUCGUACCCAAGCGUUUCGGUUUAGCCAUUUGUCAGCUUUUGCUUGUUUGUGUCCAGUGUGUGUGAAUGGAAGUGGUGGUACACUAUAUGAGCAAUUGAAACAACUACUAUUUACUAAGUGCGUGCAAGAUCUAGAAAAGAUAAUGUAAAUACAUUCCAUCACAAAUUAUAACACAGCAGUUCAUCUCAUUACCUGCUUCAUUUAUGUUGUCAGUGUCACGUCGCCGUGGAAUCCCCAGUUAACGUCGCUAUGCUCGGUUGUCUUUGGCAAAAGGGAUCGGUACGAUUGCUACCCUGAUGUGACCCUUGGGGCCGUUCUUAGCGAACGAACGACUCAUAGCUUCAGUUGCGACAGCUUUGUAUAAGCCUUAAAGCUCUCUGCUUCCCUCCAAACCUAAAGCAUCCCCAUAAUUUGCCUCCCGCGCGACGAAUUUUGUCAGACGGUAACCAGACCAGAUGUGCAAGUGAGUGCGUUCUGUGUGAAAUGCAAGUUGCGGGCGUGUAUGGCGGCAUAUCCGUGUAUGGGCGUUCGUGCACUAUUUGUGACCGUACCCGUAAUGUGUCCGAUUUUCCGAUGCGCGGUGCGUGAUUAGCAAACCAAACGGACGCUAAAACCAAUCAUAAUUAAGUGCUGCUAGUGUUGUGUGCAUCAUCGAUCGACCUUUUGGGCAAAAGGAUAUCACCGCGUGCUGCUCCCGUUGGAACGCUCCCGUUGGACGUGUUUAUUUGCUCCGGAAACAGCUCACAACAUACGAAACAAUGGAACCACCUACCAAGAAGAACACCGUGUCCGAGUUCAGCUACAUGCUGCAACGACAAGGUAGCGACGAUUCGGCUGAAGUGAACGCUUUCGAUGACAUCAACUCAUUGGUGAAGCGUGAUGCAAACCAAGGUAAAGCUACCGAGACUUUAUCAUCGCUACCGCAGGCUUCCUUCAACUACAUCAAUUCUAUCGUCGGUAGCGGCGUCAUCGGUAUCCCCUACGCAUUGCACCGGGCCGGAUUUGGAUUAGGACUUUUCCUGCUUGUAAUUGUAGCCGUCAUAACGGACUAUUCGUUGAUAUUAAUGGUACGAUGCGGUCAUUUGAGUGGAAGGUUCAGCUACCCUGGUGUGAUGGAGGCGGCAUACGGCAAGGGUGGAUACUAUCUACUAUCGCUGCUGCAAUUUAUGUAUCCUUUUUUAGCCAUGAUAUCGUACAACGUCGUUGUGGGCGAUACACUUUCAAAGGUGCUGGUGCGGUUCGUACCGUCCUGGGGCAGCUCGAUGGGUAUGGUACGGUUCGGUGUGGUGCUUGUCGUUACCAUUUUCGUCAUCAUACCGCUCUGUCUGUACAAGAACGUGUCCCGUCUGGCGAAGGCAAGCUUUCUCAGCCUUGCCUGUGUGGUGCUCAUCCUGAUGGCUGUCGUUUACAGGCUUCUAUCGGGUGAUUAUGGUGUCGUCCCGAACACACCCGAAUCGUGGCGGUUUGCACAUAGUGAUCUGAUUCCGGCUGUUGGCAUAAUGGCAUUCGCGUUCAUGUGCCACCACAAUACCUUCCUUGUGUACCAAUCGAUGCAGAACGCUACCAUGGAACGCUGGGAGAAGGUGACACACAUUUCCGUGGGGUUUGCCUGGCUGGUGGCGGCACUGUUCGGUAUCGCCGGCUACUGCACCUUUCGCGCUCUCUCACAGGGCGAUCUACUGGAGAACUAUUGUUGGGAUGAUGAUCUGAUGAACUUUGCCCGUGUGCUCUUUUCCAUCUCGAUUCUGCUCACCUUUCCGAUCGAAUGUUUUGUAUCGCGGGAAAUCGUUCGUACACAGAUCAAACGUUUCUAUUCGCACGAAGUCAUUGAGUAUGAUACGGAUAAGGAUCCUAGUCACGUCACCGGUGAGGAAGAUGAUCGUAAAUCGAUGAUCACUACGCUGGUGAUCGUGUUUACCGCAUUCAUCAUAUCACCGUACACGGAAUGUCUUGGACCGGUUCUGGAACUUAACGGUCUGCUUGCCGCCAUCCCGCUAGCAUACAUUCUUCCCGGGCUGGCUUACAUUCAGCUGAGCCCACAUUCGUUGUUUAGCCAGGAGAAACUUCCCGCCGCCGGUUUAGUGUUGUUUGGAACGAUCGUUACAAUUUCCGGUGCGGCCAUCUUGAUGCCAAAUUUAAUCGGCGAUUGUCGAACGGGCAUCAUUAUGGGAUACUGUAAGGAUGAUGAGCUCGCACUGAACGGAACGUCUUUCAUUGCGUCCACCGUGGAACCGAACUGCGCAACGGACAAAAUUUAAAAUGACAUAGCCGAGCACUUUUAAACAGAAAAUGAUCUAGAAAAAAAAAACACACUUUGAAACAUUACAACAAACAGGAGGAAACAUUACAAUCAAAGAAUGAUACCGAACAAAACAAAAACCAAAGAGUAGCAUAGGGAAUGACUGUUUUUUGAAUACGAAGUUUUGCUGUAUUAAAGAUAUUUUACAAUCUGUCGUAUUUUUUUUCACUUCAAAUUAAGAUGCAUUUAAAGCAGCAUUUCAGCGGCUUUUGGUGCUUUCUACCAUCAGUAUUAUGUACCUGUAGGACACAAAACAAAAAGGAUGACUUUUUCUAAGCUUUUUCUUACACUUUUUCUAGCGUAAUUUAUCUUUGUUUAGAGAAUGAAAUGCUGCUGGUUUAUAUUUACACCACUAAAAGAGAGAAAAAAAUUGAUAUUUUCAAGAAAUGUCUUGCACUAUCCGAAUGUUUUACGAAAAAGGCGAGAAAACACAACACGUUGACUAUUAUCUUUAUGGUGUAAACCGUUUACAAGUUUAACAACUAUUUACACACUUUAGCUACAACACAAUCUUUGAAAACUACAAUUUAAAAAAUGUCCCAACAGCAGCUGAACAAAAGAACAACUCGAAUCAAUCAAUGAUAUGCAACAUCCAAUAGAUGCAGAUGGUGGAUGGACGUGAUUCGAACGAAUCUUCUAUAAACCAAUGUAAUAGAAUCCAAACAGGCUCUCGGUACGAUACUGUAUCAAAUGUGUAGCAGAGUCAUUAACUAUCGUGUGCAACUUUUAGGGAACAGAUCAAAAACAUAAUCAUAAACCAUAAGAAAACUCUACCAUCUAAUUGUUAGUGCAAAACUGAACCAAAAGCUAAUUGACGGUAAACCAAUUUACAUCGAUCCAGUUGGAUGUCGCGGUGUUGAAGAAUAGGGGUGAACAUGAUGUACCAAUAUUUAACUAGCAGAAUAGAAGCAGAACACAAAAGCUAUUGUUAUGGAAAACAAAAGUACGAAAUGUUUAAUUGAAAGAUGGAAGAAAACGUAUGCUUAAAAUAUAUUUUUAUUAUUCAAAGCGAAAUAUAAACCGUCGGUGACCGACAAGUGAGACUACUCUGUACGGUCAUUGCAUAACUUUAGGCGCAACACCAUGUUUUUAUCCCUUGUGGUAAAAAGCAUUUUCGCAUUGUUGCAACGUUGUAGUUUAGCAAAAAUUUAUUCUUGAAAUCAAUUCUUUACACCUAGAUUGUAAAUUACUGUGAGUUACAAAUAAGUCUAUUUUAAAGCAAUUUUUUAAUAUAAUUUUUAUUAUAAUAACGUUAACAUUCAAAUUUUGUUUCGCUCCAAUAUGGUCAGAAUUGGCUACAAUUUGCAAAAAACCAAACACGCAAGUACGUGCAACUAAACAGCCAUAGAGUAUAUAGGAAUUAGGAUAUAUUUUAAGUAGCUAAAUUUAUCAAAUCAAUCUAGAGGAGUAUGAAAUCAAAAUGGACAAAAGGACUUUCUAUUAGAAGAGAAAGAGAGAGUAAAAACCACAAGCAAAACUAGAAAUCCAUAUUAUGAGCUGAUGUUAUGAGUGUUAGAAAAUGUACUGAAUAAAAUCUAAAUAGAUCAAUCGGUAACUA
Molecule: messenger RNA, 4460 nt
Organism: Anopheles funestus (African malaria mosquito)
Lineage: Eukaryota; Metazoa; Arthropoda; Insecta; Diptera; Culicidae
Product: putative sodium-coupled neutral amino acid transporter 11
Exons: 9
Coding region: 1362-2861 (499 amino acids)
Biological process (GO): amino acid transmembrane transport
Molecular function (GO): amino acid transmembrane transporter activity
Source: RefSeq, a predicted model, not a curated record